UUUACAUUUUGUGGAGUCCGGAACGAAAAGUCGCGUGCAAUUCGGUCGCCGGAAUUUAAUGCCGUUUUUCCGGGAAAAUCCGUGUUCAAAGUGGUGAAACAUGUGCAUAGAGACAGUGGACAAGCCGACUGUGGUGGGAAAAAGUGAAAACAAUAAAAAACCAGUGAUGGAUCGCGAGGAAAAGGACGAGAAUGGAUUGCGCAUAAGGCGCAUUGCCGGAGGCUGUAUGAUAAGGAAUGCUCCAGUGUUUUCCCCGGAUGGCAACACAAUAUACGUAGUGUGGGAUCAAACAGUGCGCGCCUUCAGCGUUACCACCGGAGAAUACGUCCGGGACUACGAAGGAGCUCGGGAUGACAUCGUUGGGAUAGUGAUCAAUCGGAACUAUCCGAAGAUUUUGUACGCGUGUACCCGGGCGGGACAUGUCCUCGGCUGGAAGCUCGAGUCGGGAGUGCUGCAGGAGCGAAGGGAAGUCCUCAUGAAUACCCGUUUCACGGUGGAUCACUUCAGCAUCCUGUACGACGAAUACGACGAUGCCAAGUUCUUGAUAUCCGGGGAUUCGACCAAGACCAUAGCCCUGAUCUUUUGUCCCACCAAGUGGAAGAUCAUCGAGACACUGCCGCUGAAGUUCGACAAACCGGUGUCACAGAUCCUGCUCGCUCCCGGCGGGGACAAGCUGAACUACUUCGCCAUGAUUACGGACGAUUUGUGGCAUUGGGUCACGAUCAAACCCCGGCUGCAGAUGUUCACCAAGAAGCACUGCAACAGCGUCCAAACGCGGGUGGUCACUUGCCAUCCGACCGAGGACAUCGUAGCCAUUGGAGACGCCAUCGGGAGAGUGGUCCUCUACAAGAACUUCCUCCGCACGAAGAAGGCCGUUCCGGAGACGUACCAUUGGCAUCCGAAUCCGGUGCAGUGCGUGGUCUUCUCCCACACGGGGACACACUUCUACUCCGGUGGGUUGGAACGGGUCCUGGUCAAGUGGACCGUGGGCAAACAGGACGCCAAAGACAUACUGCCUCGUUUGUCGGAUUCCGUGGUUCAGGUGGCAGUUGCCCCGGAGAAUAUGAAGGUAGCCCUGUGCACCGCGGACAACGGGAUCCAGAUAUUGAACGCCCUGCAGAGGCAGACGGCGGUCGUGCAGAGCUUCUCGCGCAUCUCCGAUGACUUUACCGGACGGAAUCCGUACCCGAUUGGGAUCCGGGUUAACCCCAGGACGCAGACGAUGAUUCUGAACGGACGAAUCGGAUGCAUUCAGUUCUUCUCGACUUACUCGAGGAGCUUGCUGUACACGCUGGACAUCACCCUGCGAAACUACAACACCCUCGAGCAGAAGAAGGUCAUCUACAACACGGUCGUCACGAACGUGGCCGUCAACGCCUUCUGGCUGGCCACGGUCGAAAACUGGAACGACAACUGCUACUCGGCGGAAACCCGGCUCAAGUUCUGGCGAUACGACGAAUCCCGGCAGAACUACUCGCUCAACACCAACGUCGAGAAUGUGCACGUUAAUGGGGCCACCGGAUUGGAGUUCUCCAGCACUUCCAAGGAGCGGGAUGUCCUUUGUGCCUCGGCGGGUAACGACCGGUGUAUCAAAGUGUGGUCAUUGGAGGAGAUCGAGGUCACCGGCGGUGGAGAGAAACUGGUGUGGAUCUGCGUGGGUCGGGUCGACUACAAGAACCUCCCGGUCAAAUCGCUUUCAUUCUCACAGGACGGAUCAUUGUUGGCUGGAGGAUUUGGGAAUGUUUUGUGUGCUUGGAAUGCGGAAACCCUUCGCCUCAAAUGUGUCCUUUCUGCUCCGGCAGGGUAUGAUGGAAGUGCCAAUCGGAUAGUUCUGUCGGUACCAUCCAAAAAGAAGCCCGUUGACAAGAGUCAGUACCUGGACAAGAAGGCAAAGGUCGUUCAACAGCUGUUGGAAGUUCUGGAAUCGAAAAACGCCUCAAGUCUGUUCAAAAACGUAACACCAGCUAAGAAGAAGCGGUUCCUUGAAAACCAUACGAAACCCGUCUCGGAUUUGUCCAACGACGAAAAAAAGAUAGUCUUCAAACGGGUUCAACUGCAAAACGAGCUCACCUUGCUCCAGAAAGCCGAAUUGUUCCACCGACUUCGUAUCCAGUGUCGAACCACCGGUCAAAUGAAGUAUAAAAUCGCUGAAAAACUCGCCAAAGCCAGGGACAUUUCCACACAAUCCGAGCGCCAUCUCCAGAAGAUCCUGGAUGAUCUCUGCCAAAAUGUCAAAUUCCGUUGCAAACGAAAACUGCGGCAGUAUCAACGUCGCAACGAAUCCGCCCCCAAUCUAUCGCAGUUCACCAGCAUCUUCGACGCGGACCUCCGGGGUGACUCCUGCAAACUUCCGAAGACCGUUCCGCAGAAGAGUCAUCCGCUCAAAACGACCACGCAAAUUCGGCACAUACAUUUCUGCCAUGGCGAACACUCGCAUCUGGUGGUGAUGUGUACCGAGAAUCGAUUGCUCGUGUGGAACCUGCUGACCCUGCGCAUCCAGGUGACGGUCAAUCUGAGCGUCGAGCGGAUCGCGAUCGAUUCCUUCACCAAUCUGAUCGCUGCCUUCACCGCCGAUAAUGAACUGUACAUAUUUUUGCCGAACAUCCCGAUGCCGUUGUACCACCGGAAGAACCUACCGCCUGUGUUUGGGGCGGCGUGGAUUCCACGUCGCUUUCCCAAAUCGCAAUCCCUAAGCGUGGACUGGCAAGCCGUUUCGCAGUUGUACUUCCUGAACCACAAUCAGGAACUGCUCCAUCUGGUGUCGGAUAGUGACGAGGAAUCGUUGGGCCCGGUGGUGUACAUGAACGACGUGAUCGGCAAUGGGCUGCCGAAUACGCCGUUUGCAGCGAUGCUGGCCAAGCAGCACGCCGGAAGUGGAGUGCAAGCGGGUGCGGCCAACAAUGCCGGGCGGAUCGGCGUAGCGGGCAAGAACAGCAUCAAGGAGAUCGUCGCAUCCUCCGCCCACACGAUGGCCCCGAUCAGUUUGCUCUGCAAGGAUUUCCUCCGAUCGUUGAUGAUUGUGGCCGAACGGCAACGUGACCGCGAUUCUGCCUCAACGGCGGCAAUCGGGAACGGUUCCCAGACGGUGUCGUCUGCUGCCCGAAAUUCGAACGACGCCAGCGACGACUCGGAUGAAGAAACGGACGAAAGUGUCGAAGUUAAAGCGAAAAUCAGUGCACGGAAAGCGGUGCUGGAAUCGGUUGAGAAGGCUCAGCUUAAAGCGACCAGAGGGGCUGAGAAACUGGACCAGGAUACCAUGCUUAGGAAUCUUCUCGAGGAAUCGGUGGAAAUCGAUUUUUGAAGGAUGCGAUACAAUUGUAAGUAAAUAUUAUAUUUUUGCUUUUUUAUUAUCAUUAUGUGUAGAAUAAAAUAUAGUUUUCUAAAGCGA
This is a messenger RNA of Aedes aegypti (yellow fever mosquito), 3388 nucleotides long. Its product is annotated as WD repeat-containing protein 75. Gene Ontology annotation, molecular function: protein binding; RNA binding. Gene Ontology annotation, biological process: positive regulation of rRNA processing; positive regulation of transcription by RNA polymerase I. The coding region runs from base 101 to 3301 and encodes 1066 amino acids. The record is from RefSeq and is a predicted model, not a curated record. The transcript has 6 exons. Lineage: Eukaryota; Metazoa; Arthropoda; Insecta; Diptera; Culicidae. Gene Ontology annotation, cellular component: nucleolus.